Molecule: messenger RNA, 1320 nt
Organism: Triticum dicoccoides
Lineage: Eukaryota; Viridiplantae; Streptophyta; Magnoliopsida; Poales; Poaceae
Exons: 5
Coding region: 175-876 (233 amino acids)
Source: RefSeq, a predicted model, not a curated record
CACUCCUCAGCCGGCGCUCCCUUGGCAGGCCGCCCCCUCCCCUUCGUCACCACCGCCGGCGCUCCUGGUCAGGCCGUCCCUCCCCUUCCUCACCAGCCCUGACGCUCCCUGGCAGGCCGCCCCUCCCAUUCGAAUCAGGUCGCGGAAGUGGCCGAUGUGGCCCUCGAGCUCGGCAUGCUCGCGCCGGCGCUUGACGCCGUUGGAUGCGGACGCGGAGGCGCGGGAUUCGCAGGCCCUACUCUACCCCGCUCCUUCGAAUCUGCCCCAGAAGUGCUCGAGCUCGGCAUGCUCGCCGAAGACGCCGGGCCCCUCCAUCCUCCUGAUGCCCUCGCCGUCGCCGCCAUGAACAUCUCCACCAUCUCCGGCGCAAUCGUCCGGGUCCAGAUAAUCUCUCUUCGACCCGCCAGCUGGUCCUCCUCGUCAAUUCGGUCGCCAGAUUUCCCAAAGGAGAAGGAGGAGGUGCCGAAAGAGGAUGGGAGCAACAAGUCUGAAUCGAAGAUAGAAUCAAUUUUCUUCACCCCACGGGAGAAGUUAGAAGAUGUAUUCUUGGGAGUUCCCAACGACUUUGAUGUAUGUUGGAACAGUGGGAUUCAAAUUUGGAGUAAUACAUCUAGCCCAGUUUUGCCAUGUAGAAGCACACUUUUAAAGUCAAGAUCCCCACAAGAUCAAAAUGGUAGAAGGUCUUGCGUGCUGGCGCUGCUUUUGAGCGUGGCGCAGAUGGACUGGAUCCUCGGCCACAUCGCCCUCAUCGUCAGCGCCUACAUCACCUACUACACCCCGUCCUCCUCUCCUACUGCUACCGCUGGCCGGAACCCGUCCACGGCAAACAGAACUACACUUGUACAUGCACGCCGUCCGCUCCUGUCUUGGGCCUAGAGAUGUAGCUAUGUGUGGCAUUGCACAGUACAAGAUUCUCUAUGCAUCACAGUUGCCACAGGCAUCAUGUAAAGCAGCUAGGUUACCGAUUGGCAUUCAAAGCAGCUAGGUUACCGGAUCGCCAGAUGACACACGCCGUGCCAACAUCGCAGAGGAAUUACAGACACCGGCGUCGAACACAAGGGAGAAUGCUAGCACAGCUUGAAGCAAUCGGUGCCCUGCAGCCAGCGUUCUCGUACCCCAUUAAUUCAUCUAUCUUGAGCUCUUGACAAGCCUAUAAUUCAAGGCUUGAUCUUUUUCCAUUCUACUAUACUGAAGACUUGAAUUCUUUUUGAUAAGCCAAUAAUUCAUGUAGUUUGAAUGCACUGAUAUUAUUUUUGUUUGGUUCAUGAACAUAAACAACCAUGCAUUCUAUAAAUAGGAAGUAUGAUUCAGGUGCCAAAA